AUGGAUGCAGUUGGUGGUCUUCUUCCUGGCAUGAGACACAUUUUUAAUGCAAUUAUUAGUGGUCGUAACAGUUUCCGGGAUAGCUUGGCUAAAAAGGAACGAACUAGUACUGGUAAUUUGUAUUACAGUGUAGCUGAUAUUUGGUGUCUGGUUAGGUCUGUUAAUUUGCUUUUGACUAAUGCGUUAUCUAAGGCUAAUGACGAAUGUCUUGAUGUUUUGGGUGUUACGUUUAGUAAAGCAUACAGCUGUCUUAUUGAAAAGAAACGGCCAGCCUGGACAUCUUUGUCUACUGUUGUUUCUCAUGACAUUAUUGGCAUUUUGUUUGGGAUAGUAAAUGUUAACAGCGCGUGUGUUAUGUUUAUGAAUGGUUUAAUAAACAUAUCUUGGAACAAAGCACUUGGCAAGUUCAAUGUCACUAAAUUAAACGAAAAAUCAGAUGGCUUUGUUGUACCUUUUCAGCUUGAGUCUGAUUUGUCGUGCAAUAACUUCCAUAAGCACAUAUGUUCAGCAGUUGGUGGUCUUAAAUUGGAAAUAGACGACGCUGAAAUCAUAAUAAGUGAAGUGUAUAGUUCUUUAUGGACUAGCAUGUUUUCGCUAAUGGUUUCAAAGUUGUCAAAAUCCAGCCAUGAAACGGACCAAGACCAGGAAUGUGUGCCUGAUGUUGUGUAUAAGGAAGUGAAACAAAAUGGCUUGUCUGUUUUUGUUAAGGAACAAACCAGACUAGGUGAACUUGUGUUACCAUCUGAAUCAGGUCGUGCCUUUAAUGCUUUUGAAUUUCAGGGAGUUGUGUUUAAAAAGCGAGCACUUAAAUCUGGUUUUUCGGCGAUAAAGCAAAAUGGUGAAACGGCUGUAUCUUCUGUAAAACCUUCGAUUAAGUACCACGAAAACUUAAGCAAACUGUCGUUACUGGCUCAGGAUAAUGUUCUAAGCAGCACGCCAAAACCAGAAACAUCUUUUGGUAGGAAAAUGGAGUGCAAAAUAGAACGAGUGAUAGAAUCUAUGAUCAGUAAUGUAGGUGAGGUGGCAAAUGUUAAGCACAGGGAAGGCAUAGCUGUACUACUGGGUCAAUCUUUUGUGUACACAUUGUGUUUUGUUCUUGAUUCGCCGCAAUUGCUAGAACUCAUUCCUGCGGCAAAUAGGUAUAAAUCGGAAAUUAAAAACAUGGAUUUUCCAACGGCCUUGGUGGAUUUAUCUGAUUCAUUUAAUUUUAUGAUCAGCGACCAAAUAAUUCAAUUAUCAGAAGAUGUAGUAAACACAUUGUUCUUUGCUUCGAUGAUAUACAUAAGAACUUGUAUAUUUGCACCAAACCACUCUAAGCCAAAAAAGAAACCACAAGAGAAAGGGUGUAUGGCAGUGAGUAGUGCAAUAAGCAAAGACCAAUCUGGAUUCUCAUUAUCUGUUUUUGAGUUAUUUAAGUGCAGCUGUGAAGAUAUUCCAUUAUCUGAAAAAAAUGGGAAAAUUAGCAACAUGCUAAAUCCAAUUGUUUUCAAAUACAUGGAACUACUAAAUCAAUUAAAUGAUUCAGAUUCUAACACUAAGAUAAAAGAAAAACUGGCAACCCAAAAUAACGGAAUAUGCGCAGCAAUUAAAUUCAUCUUCUCUAAGGAAGAGUUAAAUUUCUGUGGCAUAAAAAUAUAA
Messenger RNA from Paramuricea clavata, 1638 nucleotides. Lineage: Eukaryota; Metazoa; Cnidaria; Anthozoa; Malacalcyonacea; Plexauridae. The record is from the annotation of a GenBank genome assembly.